AUGAUGCUGAAGCAGCAUGAAGCGAUGGGUAAGGUAACUUUCAGUGCCUGCGUCUCUGCGUGUGAGAAGUGUCGCAAGUGGCAGUAUGCGGUGGAUCUGUUGUCUCAGAUGGAUCGCAAGAGGGUGGCCAAGAAUUUAAUUACCUACGGUGCUUGCAUCAGUGCAUGCGCUGCUUGUGGCCAAUGGGAGCAGUCGCUGGGUUUGUUGCACGACAUGCGAUCUGCCGAGAUUUUUCCCGACCUGGUGGCCUGCAACGCCUGCAUUACCAGUUUUGCCCCACAAGCCCAGUGGCAACUUGCAGUGGGGCUGCUGCAAGACAUGCCUGGUUUGAGACUAAACCCCGAUGUGAUUUCCUUCAGCGCGGCCGUCGGGUCAUGCGAGGAAAGUCGGCAGUGGCAGCAGGCCCUGCACCUCUAUGAGCAGAUGCGACGCCAAAGUGUUCGGCUUGACGAUUUCGGACACAACGCCUUGAUUGGAGCCUACUCGCGAGCUGGGAAGUGGGACUUGGCUCUGCAGAUGCUCUCCUUGAAGAGAUCAAGCAGAUACCCGGUGGGCGUCCACGCCUGCAGCGCGUCGGUGAGCGUUUGCGAGAGGGCCGGCCGGUGGCAGGAGGUGCUUCAGCUGUGGCCCACCUUGCAACAGGUCCAGGAGGAGGCCAACCGGGAGGACGGUGAACUCUACGAGCUCCACUCCGUGGGCCCUGAGGACAUCACACGACACCUCGAGAGGGCCCUGGAGUUGCAGUGGCUGGUGGGGUAUCCUUUCCUUGCAGCAGGCCAAGAUCAGCUCACACACGGCUUCUACAAGUACAUUGCAGGCAUGCAGGCUCUCUGCGCUCGGGAGCUUUACCGGUUGGUUCCUGAGUCGAAGACGGUUAUGGACAUGUUCUGCGGAUCGGGCACUGUGCUCGUGGAGGGCUGCGUGGCCGGCAAGCACGUGGUUGGCUGCGACGUGUCUCCACUGGCGCUCUUCGCUGCCGCUCACCACGCGGAUGCGCGACACCUUGAUCUGGAGAUCUUCUUGAAGAGAAGCCGCGCGCUCACGCACGCCCUGCGGCUGAAGCGCCAGAGCUGGGACUUCCUAAGGUGCCAAAUCGCAUGCCAAGAGCCCGGCCCUGUGCAGGAUGCUCUCCACUUCGUGCUGCUGGUUGCCUUGACGCGAGCUCGGGAUCGGACGUAUCUGCACACGUCCUCCAAGGAGUGGGGGAAAGACGAAGCAAACGCGGGGAGCUCUGAUGGAGGCCCUGAGGAUGAUCUGGCGCCGUCGCUGUUCCAUGGGAUGUCCCAGCUCUUCGCAGCCCGCGUCCGGUCACUGCGGGCCGCGAUGCCCAGAAGAAGUCAGGUGCAGAUUCAUCGCUGCGACAAUCGAGUUCUGCAGCUCCAAGAGCCCGUGGACUCCAUUAUCACGGGACCUCCCUACCCGGGAGUGUAUGAUUAUCACGCGCCGGCCAGCGCGACCGCUGAUCUGCUGGGCGCCCAGGUGCUGUACGACUUCUGCGCGCCAGGCCGCAGUGUGGGUGGCGGCCGGGCCCCGACCCUGGAAGACCACCUCGACCACCUCUCCUCCCAGUACGCCCCAGGAAGGGAGAUCGGGCAAAAUAGCCAGCUUCGAGAAGCCUCGGACUACGCGUCCAAGUGGCGGGCCGAGCAAGAAGCAUGGCUUGCCUCGGCUUGCAGGAACCUGCGCUCCGGGGGCACGGCCACGCUGAUGAUCGGCGAUGGGGAUCGGUUUGCUGUGGGCGACGGCAAGUUCGACAACCUGAAACCCACUGUAGAGGCUGCCGAAAAGGUGGGCUUCCGACUGCUGGCAACAGCUUCCAUCAUUGGUAAGAGCAGGCAUCCCACCCAACCGAGAGGAAUGAAGAGAACUGAGCACAUGGUGCACCUGCUGAAGCCGGGGUGA
Symbiodinium natans is the source of this 1902-nucleotide messenger RNA. NCBI's taxonomy places the organism in Eukaryota, Dinophyceae, Suessiales, Symbiodiniaceae. The record is from the annotation of a GenBank genome assembly.